CGCUGUCGUUCUGUUUGAGGUCGGCUCUGCUGUCUGCGGCGCGGCAGCAAACCCGGUUGCCUUCAUCAUUGGUCCAGGAACGGCAUUCUGAUUCUCAUUAUCUAUGCUGUCCCCCUUAUAAAACGACACCAUUAUCAAGCCUUAUUCGGCGCUACUUAUGGUGUCUCGUCCAUUAUAGGCCCGCUUAUUGGCGGUACCUUUGCCUCAAACGUCUCUCUGGAGAUGGUGCUUUUACAUCAAACUUCCAUUUGGAGGCGUCAUCCUGUUUGUCUUUACCUUGCUCCAGCUAAGGAUGUCUUGAGGCGGAACCUGCUGCCUCUCAUGGUUGCCAUGGUUGAUUCAUCCAUUAUCAGCGAUGUGGGAACGACUCAUGUUUGCUAUUACAUGCCCUUCCUGAUCACCAGCACACGCAUCAUAACAGUUGUGCGGAGCUUCUCACCAUGCUCAGAGUCAACACAAUCACCGGUCAAUGGAUCGGCUACCAGAUCAUAUACGGCUUCGGCUUCGGCUGUUGCUUCCCGGAGCCCGACUUGGCAGCGCAGACGGUACUCCCCCACAAAAUGUGGCUAUCGACGCUUCCCUAAUGCUAGACUCUGUUUGGGGCGAUAUUUGUCUCUGUUGGCCAGGACCUCUUCGAGUGAGAUUUGGCUACUUGUCUUGCUCGCAUCUCUGGUAGCCGAGUCACUCCUGAGACAAUUGUGAGGGCAGGUAUCACUGGCCUCUUCAAGAUCAUUCCCUCCCAGUACCACACUACUGUUCUGAAAGGCUAUAAUUCCUCGCUCGGGCUAAGCUUUGUGGUUGCUCUCGUCUGUGCUUGUCUUUCUGUCAUU
Molecule: messenger RNA, 830 nt
Organism: Aspergillus alliaceus
Lineage: Eukaryota; Fungi; Ascomycota; Eurotiomycetes; Eurotiales; Aspergillaceae
Exons: 2
Coding region: 223-702 (159 amino acids)
Source: RefSeq, a predicted model, not a curated record